Molecule: messenger RNA, 3411 nt
Organism: Gymnodraco acuticeps
Lineage: Eukaryota; Metazoa; Chordata; Actinopteri; Perciformes; Bathydraconidae
Gene: wasf1
Product: WASP family member 1
Biological process (GO): actin cytoskeleton organization; positive regulation of Arp2/3 complex-mediated actin nucleation
Cellular component (GO): cytoskeleton; SCAR complex
Molecular function (GO): Arp2/3 complex binding; protein kinase A regulatory subunit binding; actin binding
Source: RefSeq, a predicted model, not a curated record
CUCCCACGAGCACAGCAGCAGUUGCAUGGAACGCUUUCUCGCGCCCUAACAAUAGAGUGGUUCCUGGAUUCUCCUCCGCCGCCGCCUCUUCCACCAGGAGUGCAUUUGAUAUCAGAGACAGUACAAUCAUGGAUCCGACCCGGGGAUUUAAAUUCUUGGACACGGUGGCAUGCUCUACAGCUCAGUGAGGAUGGGAAGAAAAUAAGAGGAUUCUUAACAAACGUAUCAGGUAGUGGUGUCGCAGCUGAAGGAUGCCGCUGGUGAAGCGCACCAUCGAGCCCAGGCACCUGUGCCACACGGUGCUGCCAAGGAACAUCAAGAAUGAGCUUGAGUGUGUGACUAACAUCUCCUUGGCCAACGUCAUACGCCAGCUCGGCAGCCUCAGUAAAUAUGCAGAAGACCUGUUUGGAGAGCUGUUCAACGAAGCACACACCUUCUCUUUCCGGGUCAACUCCCUGCAAGAACGCGUGGACCUCCUCUCCAUCAGCGUCACACAGCUGGACCCCAAAGAGGAGGAAUUGUCUCUUCAGGACAUCACCAUGAGGAAGGCUUUCAGGAGUUCAACCAUCCAGGACCAGCAGCUGUUUGACCGCAAGUCGCUGCCCGUCCCACUGCAGGAGUCCUACCAGACCUGUGAGGAGCCGCCCCCCCUCAACAUCCUCUCGUCCUACAGGGACGAUGGGAAGGAGGGUCUGAAGUUUUACACCAAUCCGUCCUACUUCUUUGACCUGUGGAGAGAGAAGAUGCUGCAGGACACAGAGGACAAGAGGAAGGAGAAGCGGAAACAGAAGUUGCAGGACCCCCGCAUGUAUGAUCAGGUCUAUAGGUACCUAGACCUUCCAGGGCAGAUGAAGACGCUAGACCGUCCCCACGAGCAAGAGAAGAUCCCGCGGGCGCCACACGACCGUAAGAAGGAGUGGCAGAGACAGGCACUGGGCGCUGAGCUCGCCCAGGACAUACCUGAGGACAAACACAGAGAGGCUAACGGAUCUGCAGGUUACCACGACAACAGGGCUCCCAUGUACUUGGAAGAUAUGGAGGGGCCCUUCUCUCUGGCGGCGCUGCCCUACAGCCAGAUGAACGAGCUGCUGAACCGUACCGGGGACAGAAUGUAUUCACGGCCCCACGACCCUCCACCGCCUCCACCCCUCAUGCACCCACUGGGAGAGAUCAAGCCACCCUCUGUGAUCAGUUCCAGUUCAGGUUUUUCCGACAGCAGACCCCAGUCUCCAGCACGGACAUCAGGCUUCAACUCCAACACUCCCCCUCCACCGCCCCCCCCCUCUCCCUCCUCCGCCUCCCCCGUUACCCUCUCAGGCCUACGGGGCACUCCUCCUCCUCCCAUUCCUCCUCUUCCAGUGCAUCAGCAUCCUCCGCCCAUCCCCCCCCCUCCGGCUCCACUCCAGAUCGCCCCCGGUGUGCUGCACCCGGCCCCGCCGCCCAUCGCCCCGCCCCUCCACUGCUCCCCGGCCCGUCUCCAGCAGGUCCUGGAGAGGGGGCUGCCCUCGGGCUCUGGCACCCAGUCGGACGGCAGCAUCCUGCCUCCCCCCCCGCCGCCUCCCCCUCUGCCCCUCACUGGAGGACGGAGCUCCUCGCCCUGUCUCUCAGGCCCCCCACCCGUGCCGGCCUUCCCCUCAGCAGGAGCCAUGGCCCCCCCCCAGGGCAGCAAGAGGCACCAAGCAGCCAGCCUGCCCCCCAUCAGCGACGCUCGCAGUGUCCUGCUGGAAGCCAUCAGAAAAGGCAUACAGCUUCGGAAAGUGGAGGAGCAGCGAGAGCAAGAGGCUAAGCACGAGCGCGUUGGCAACGACGUGGCAACCAUCCUGUCCCGCCGCAUCGCUGUGGAGUACUCCGACUCCGAGGAUGAGUCCGAGUUUGACGAAGGAGACUGGAUGGAGUGAUGGAGAUCAACAGAUGGAAGGGGGGUGGAAAAAGGCAGAGGAGGCAGAGGAGGAAUGUGUUCAGGUGCACUCCACACCUCGCCAUCACAGUCCUUUCUACUCUGCAAAGAAGCAAAACAUUGUUGUCGCCCACUCUUCCUCUGUCGCGCUUCAUUCUUUCUCAAAUCUCUGUCUUGUGGUUUGUCUUCGGAGGAGAAUCUUCAUGUCCUGGUCUGUCUCUAGUGUUCCAAAAGAAGUUUUUGCAUUUAUUCUUUUCUGCACAUGACAUUGUUUCUUCUGGAUUUCUUGUGAUGAAGUCCCCCAUGUUUACUAUUGUUAUACAUGAAAAUAACUUUUUGAAGAACCACUUGUUUUGUUUCUUAUCUGUACUUCGAUGUAAAAAAAACAACAAGAAAAGGAAAAAAUGAAGGCAUGUUGAAUUCUCCUUAGUUCUCCAGCACCAUUUUGCCACCCGGUGGCACAAAAUGGCAUUGAGUGGAAGCUGGUUUAUUUUAUCGUCUUUCAUUUACAUUUUUCUGCUGACACAUUUGCCGUUGUAACGGGACAGUAGUUGCUGAUACUGACCACUACAUGAACUCAGUUUUUUUGUUACUUGUCAUCAGGACUGACUCCACCACUUAGAACAAGCUAAAGAUUGUGUUGGUAUGUCAUGUGAUGUUUGCUAUAUAGGUGAAAAUGAAGAAGGGGAAGCUUGUGCAUAUCCAUUCACUUACAUCCAACUUUUACCCCAGGGAAAUGUAUGCCAAGAGAUUGAGCUGUUUGUCUGUCAAGGUUCUACAGAGCCCUGUAUGCUCACGUGGACAUCAAGAGAAACACUGAGCCAUCGGCUUUCUGCAUAUCGAGCUCCCAUCAUUUCUUUGCCAUAGAAAUGGACACUAGAAGUGGUUAGAUGCUGUACAUGUACGUCAGAUCUCCUGCCUGUUUACUGUUCCUGAUACAUUUUCAGUGUGCAGAGGAAACAAGUGUGAAUUUCAAAAAGGAACCCACUCAACAGAGUCUGACCAACACCAGGUAAACCCACUCAACAGCACUGAAGGCAGCUCUUCCCUCAGAUCCCCUGUUACUGAGUCCCUGCCCAAUGACAAGAAGCCUUACCUCCUUCGGUUCUGCAGCAACAAACACAAUAAUACAUGUUCUACGAGACUGCCCUUUCAGGCAUGAAAGAGAAGGAUACAUUAUGCCUUGUUUUGGCUCAUUUCAAAGAAAAUGUCUGCCAUCCUUUUCUGUUCGUCGUUCGUUCGUUCUUUCUUCUACUUGCCUUAUUGUUCGUACAAAACGUAUCGUUGAGUUGAUGAAUGUAUUGUGCUGUUACUACUUACUUGCCUGCGCUUGUAUGGAUUUGCUGUUUCUAUGUUUGGGGAGGGGGGAUGACGGGGGGGGGCACAGUAACCCUGGUUUAAAAAAGAAAAAGAUUAGAUCAAUACUGUAUACCAUGUAACUUAUGUAACUGUUGACUGUAACAGUUUGCUUGAAUUAAUAAAAAUCUAAUGUUAUGUUUUAGCCCUAAAUGUUA